AUGAACAGCUCUAUGGCUCAACCAGUCCACUACGCCGGAGGCUACGAACCCCAAGAUUCCAAGGAGUGGAAGGUGGUGAUCCCAGCCUUUUUAGGAAUGAUCUGCCUAGCUGGUUUUGCAGGAAAUGCGUGCGUAAUUGGGAUUCUGCUGUACAACUCAAAGAAAGGGAAACCAUCCAUGAUUCACUCCUUGAUCCUUAAUCUCAGCUUGGCAGAUCUGCUCCUUGUUCUCUUUGUUGUGCCUUUCAGGGCUGCUGCUUACUCGAAAGGAGCCUGGGACCUGGGCUGGUUCCUUUGCAAAACCUCCGACUGGUUCCGACAUGUCUGCAUGACAGCUAAGAGCUUGACCAUUGCUGUAGUAGCCAAGACAUGCUUUAUGUAUGCCAAUAACCCAGCUAAACAAGUAAACAUCAAGUGGCACAUCAUCAGUGCUGUCCUGUUGGCUAUUUGGCUGGUGGCCUUGGGAACUCCACUGCCACUGUGGUUCUUCAGCAACCUUUUAGAGCCAAAGGACGGCUCUGCUCUAUGCAUCAUGAUGAUUCCAGCCCAUGCUAAUGAGUUUAUGUCAGUCUUUGUCAAGCUCUAUCCCCUGCUGGUCUUUUGUGCUCCCCUCACCUUUGCUUUCUUUUAUUUCUGGAGAGCUUAUGGCAGAUGCCAGCGGAGGGGGACCAAGACUCAAAACCUAAGGAAUCAGAUCCGAUCCAGGGGCCUCACUAUGAUGCUUCUGAGUGUUACCAUCACCUCUGCAUUGAUGUGGCUGCCUGACUGGGUAUCUUGGCUGUGGCUAUGGCACCUGAGGAAGGAUUGGCUGGCUCCCCCACAAGGAUUCGUGGCCACUACCCAAGUUCUGAUGUUUGCCAUCUCUUCAGCCAACCCUCUAAUCUUUGUACUUAUGUCUGAGGAAUUCAGAGAGGGUUUCAAAGGCUUAUGGAAAAGGCUUAUACUGAAGAAGCCUCUGCCUACCCCAGAAUGUCGAGAGGAAACACCAUCUGAUAACUUGGAGGAUCUCCCCAAUUCUGCUCCGUCACCAGAGCCCAUGACUUCUGUUCCAGAGACAGAGCCCCCUUCUGUACCCCAAACCUCAGAAAGCAUGGAAAUCAAGAAAGAGAUGCCCGUUUUGCCAGAUGUUGAACAAUUUUGGCAUGAGAGAGAAGCAGUCCCUGAUGCUCAAGACAAUGACCCUAUUCCUUGGGAACGUGAAGAACAAGAGACAGUAGGUAGUGAUAAAAAAACUGAAACAGCUGAAAAGGCAACCAAAACGUUAUUAUAAUUUUGUGGCUUAUUUGGUGUAAUGCUGGACUGGAAUUUGGGGUACAUAAAGCAUUGUGACAUGGACUAUAUUGAUUUUUACCUUUUGCAUGUGUUCAGUAGGGUAUGGGACUUCAGCAUUCAUGUUAUGUACAGAAACAACAGAAUUAAUAGCUGAACCAUUUUGUUCUAAGGUUUUAUUAUGCAACUUGUUUAAAGUUCAUAUUCUGCAUUUUCAAGAGGGUGAUUUAGAUUAGAAAUUUCAGAAAGAAAAAAAUUGAAUUGGUGAAAUUAACAAAGUAGUUCUGUUUCAGUAAGUGAGCUGAGUGGGAAAGUUGCUUGAUGUGAUAAUAAAGCAAGGGGCUUUGUGCUUCAUAGUUCAAGUAGCAGGUUUUGUAUACGUGUUUGCUUCAAGAGAAAAGUUGCUGCUAUGAGCAGGCUUUGUUCAAAGCAAAAAGGUGCAGAGUAAAAAUGUAAUCUGGUUCUCUUAUUAAUGAAUGAGUUCGUUUCCCAUAUUUUCUUGUUAUUAU
Molecule: messenger RNA, 1777 nt
Organism: Sphaerodactylus townsendi
Lineage: Eukaryota; Metazoa; Chordata; Lepidosauria; Squamata; Sphaerodactylidae
Gene: GPR151
Product: G protein-coupled receptor 151
Exons: 1
Coding region: 1-1269 (422 amino acids)
Biological process (GO): G protein-coupled receptor signaling pathway
Cellular component (GO): membrane
Molecular function (GO): G protein-coupled receptor activity
Source: RefSeq, a predicted model, not a curated record